Elephantulus edwardii (Cape elephant shrew) is the source of this 727-nucleotide messenger RNA. RefSeq names its product peptidyl-prolyl cis-trans isomerase H-like. Lineage: Eukaryota; Metazoa; Chordata; Mammalia; Macroscelidea; Macroscelididae. Gene Ontology annotation, cellular component: intracellular membrane-bounded organelle. Gene Ontology annotation, molecular function: peptidyl-prolyl cis-trans isomerase activity. Gene Ontology annotation, biological process: protein folding; protein peptidyl-prolyl isomerization. The transcript has a single exon. The record is from RefSeq and is a predicted model, not a curated record. Bases 1 to 561 code for a protein of 186 amino acids.
AUGGUAGCCCCUGCCUUACCUAAAGUAGCUGUUUCUGAAAAUUCAAGCCCUGUCAACCAGGUCGUGUUCUUUGAUGUCAGCAUUGGUGGCCAGGAAGUUGGCUGCAUGAAGAUCGAGUUUUUUGCAGAUGUUGUGCCUAAAACGGCCGAGAACUUUAGGCAGUUCUGCAUAAGAGAAUUCAGAAAAGAUGGAGUUCCAAUAGGAUACAAAGGGAGCACUUUCCACAGGGUCAUAAAGGAUUUCAUGAUCCAGGGUGGAGAUUUUAUUAAUGGAGAUGGUACUGGAGUUUCCAGCAUUUACCGAGGGCCAUUUGCAGAUGAAAAUUUUAAACUGAGACACUCAGCUCCAGGCCUGCUUUCCAUGGCAAACAGUGGUCCCUGUACAAAUGGCUGCCAGUUCUUUAUCACCUGUUCUAAAUGUGAUUGGCUAGAUGGGAAGCAUGUGGUAUUUGGAAAAAUUAUUGAUGGACUUCUAUUGAUGACAAAAAUUGAGAAUGUUCCUACAGGCCCCAACACUAAACCCAAAUUGCCUGUGGUGAUAUCACAGUGUGGAAAGAUGUAGCAUAGACAAGACUAACUCAGGCUCCUUCUGGGUGAUGAUCUUGAUAAAAUCGUCUGGAUUGGCCCCUGAGUCUUCUUCCCUGCCUAUUGCUGCUCCACUUGAUCAAGAGACCUUGGAAGUAUCAAAGUCAAGACAAAAAUUGUAUGUUUGUGUUUUUAUUUGUAAA